AUUUACGACCCUUCGUUUUAGCCAGAACGAAACCUAGAAAACACUCUAAAACCCUUCCACUUUGAGAGGGGAAUCCAGCGGAGAAAGAAUCGUAGAAAACGGUCGUGAAACGAGGGGGAAACACUCCGCCGGAGUCUUGCCGGGCUGCUCUUCACGUCGGAAACCAGAGGAAGGAGAGCUGCCGUUGACCUCCAGUCCAUUACUGACCUUCGCCGUCGCAGAAGGAGUCCACCGUCGCCGCCGAUCCAAUCGUCGGUCCUCAGAAAGAUCAAUCACUCGAACGGUCACUUUCUCAAGAACAGCAGAUAUGGACGCUCUUUCAAUGGGUAACGAUAGCAGACCCCCUAUCCUCAGGAGAGAUGAGUACGUUAUGUGGAAGAACAGAUUUCUCAACUUCCUCGAGAGCAAAGACAAUUCCUCAGCUAUGCUGGAAUCACUGACAGAGGGUCCGGCUCAAUUAUGGAUGGUUCUAGGAGGAGACGAUGAAAAUGAGCCCCCUGUCGACCAAGUGAAAGUUCCAAAACCAGUAGAGCUGUAUACUGAAGAGGACAAAUUGAGAGUCAAAGCUGAUUUAAUGGCAAAAACGUACCUGCUCCAAGCAAUUCCGAAUGAUAUUUAUAUACUGAUUGACAGUAUGGAUUCUGCUAAGGAGAUGUGGGAUGAAAUCAGAAAGCUGAUGGAAGGAACCAACCUAGGUUUGAAAACCAAGAAGGCAAGCACUCUCACUGCCUAUGAUUCCUUCAAGGCUAGACCCGGUGAACCUCUGCAUGAGACUUACAACAGAUUUGUUAAGCUGGU
Molecule: messenger RNA, 798 nt
Organism: Cuscuta epithymum
Lineage: Eukaryota; Viridiplantae; Streptophyta; Magnoliopsida; Solanales; Convolvulaceae
Source: the annotation of a GenBank genome assembly